This is a messenger RNA of Alosa alosa (allis shad), 2759 nucleotides long. It is a transcript of the gene lbr, whose product is annotated as lamin B receptor. The record is from RefSeq and is a predicted model, not a curated record. Gene Ontology annotation, biological process: sterol biosynthetic process. The transcript is spliced from 14 exons. Lineage: Eukaryota; Metazoa; Chordata; Actinopteri; Clupeiformes; Clupeidae. Bases 140 to 1909 code for a protein of 589 amino acids. Gene Ontology annotation, cellular component: nuclear inner membrane. Gene Ontology annotation, molecular function: oxidoreductase activity, acting on the CH-CH group of donors, NAD or NADP as acceptor.
CCGGUAGGUUUACCCUGACAAGGAGGAACGUUACCGUUAGUUGUGUUUAAGUUAGGAGUACCUUAAAUGAAAUCUGUCGUGUAACGUUACGUUUUUCCCUCUACUUAUUAACAGCUACACACUUGUACAUCAGGUAAGGAUGCCAAGCAAAUUUCAGAGUGGGGACACUGUGAUGGGUCGUUGGCCUGGCAGUAGUCUCUACUAUGAGGUGAAAGUACUGAGCCAUGACACAGAUACUCAGCUGUACACAGUCAUCUACAAAGAUGGCACAGAGUUGGAGCUGAAGGAGAGUGAUAUCAAGAGCUACGCCUCGUUCCGGCAGAUAUCUGGACGCUCUCGCUCUCGCUCUCGCUCUCCAGCGCGGCGUCGUAGCCGCUCUCGCUCACCAGCCAGAACUUCACGCCGGUCCUCAUCUCGUACCUCUUCACGCACCACUGAGGGGAAAAUAGACAAACUGAAGGAGGUGUUGGAAGUCCGACUCACCCCUGUGGUGCUUCCAACUGAAAAUAAUAGCAACAACCAGCAUGAAAAAGAGGAUACCAAUGAGCCAAAUAUAGAGUCUGAGCAGCGGAGCAGUGGACGUUACAAUCUGCGUCGUCGAAAGGAUGGUGACCCCAAGCAGGCUGAAGAGAUGAAGAAGGUGGAUGAAGACUCUACAACAUUGAAAACAGAGGAGCUGGAGUUUGGUGGCAGGAUUGGCACAUUUGGUAUGCUACUGUUCCUGCCGUCUGUUGUGCUGCUUCUCCUUCUUCAAGUUUCCAUUAAAGAUACCGGUCUACUGGCACUGCCUGCCAGCUUUCCCUCUGCUGAGGUUCUGUGGGACUGGCAAGUGUUUGGCCUGGUCAUCUUCUGGCUGUUUUUUCAGGCUUUGCUGUAUAUGCUGCCAUUUGGGAAGGUUGUUGAUGGAAUGCCUUUAAAGACUGGAAAGAAACUGAAGUAUAGGGUUAAUGGCUUCCAUGCACUGCUCAUCACUGGUGUGUUUGUUGGCAUUGCUGUGCAGCAGGAGAUGGACCUCACUUACAUUCAUACUCAUUUUCUACAGUUCUAUUCAUCAGCAUUGAUUAUGUCGGUUCUUUUGAGUAUUUAUCUUUACACUCGCUCACGCCUUCUCUCUGAGGAAGAGCGGGCUCCUAGUGGGAACUCUGGAUAUUUGUUUCAUGACUUCUUCAUGGGCCGGGAACUGAAUCCACGUAUCAGGAACUUUGAUGUGAAAUUCUUCUGUGAAAUGCGUCCAGGUUUAAUUGGCUGGCUUGUUAUCAACUUUGCCAUGCUGCUUGCUGAGAUGAAGGUGCAGAAGCUCGACUUUCCCUCACCAGCCAUGUUGCUGGUGAACAUCUUCCAGUUACUUUGGGUUGCAGAUGGACUUUGGCAUGAGGAAAAGAUUCUUACGACUAUGGAUAUAGUUCAUGAUGGCUUUGGAUUCAUGUUGGCCUUUGGAGACCUGGUAUGGGUCCCUUUCACUUUUACCUGUCAAGCACACUACUUGGUAAAUCACCCAAGUGAGCUAUCGAAGUUAUUCGUUGCAGUCAUCAUCACCAUCAAAGGUAUUGGAUAUUAUAUAUUUCGCAAGGCAAACUCUCAGAAAAAUAAUUUCAGAAGAAACCCGUCUGAUCCAUCACAUAUCCACCUGAAGACCAUCUCUACUGCCACUGGAAAGGGUCUCAUUGUGUCUGGAUUGUGGGGCUUUGUCCGCCACCCAAAUUACUUGGGUGACUUACUCAUGGGCCUUGCUUGGUCUCUCCCAUGUGGGUUCAGGCAUGCUCUGCCAUACUUUUAUCUUGUUUACUUGGUCCUCCUGCUUAUACACCGCAACUCCAGAGAUGAGUUACAGUGCAGGAAAAAGUAUGGUUCUGCGUGGGAUGAAUACUGCAAAGCAGUACCUUACCGCAUCUUCCCCUGGAUCUACUGAAACUCACCAUCUCACUCAGUCCUUGGAUUAGAAACAAACAAAAUUGUACAUGUUGAGACAGUUUUAAAGGGCUCAAAUCAUUCUGUUAAUAUUUAAAAUGAGUACAACUAAGGUUGCAGUUUGAAUGGUUUAUUAAGUAAACUGGAUUUUGAAAGCUUUUCACUUUUUGUUCAAUUAGACAAACAUGAAACAAUUUGUGGUGUACAUUCCUGUACAGAAGAACAUUGAUCGUCUUAAGUAGCGUGUUUAUUUUUGUUACCUGAAGUAUUAAAGAAUCAGUCUUUCAGCCUGAUAUUUAACAUUAUUUUGAAUGGUAUAUUUUGGUAUUAAUGUGUGUUGUGGACAAAGCAAUAUUAAUGCUUUAUAUAGGCUUUAUGCUUAUUUAAAACAGAUGUUCACUCUCAGGACUUCAACAAUUUAAGAAAAAAAAUAUUAGGAAUAUCUAAAUGCUUGUGUAUAUUCUCAUAAUAGGUUUCAUGUUUUGAAUUGUAUUAUUUUUUUAAUCCAAAUCUGGUAUUCUUUGGACUACACCCAGAAAAAAAAAUGUAUUUCAGUGUAAUUAGCUUGAAGUUGAAUGUUUAUGUUUUGUAUCACUGAAUGAAUGUAAAUAGAUCAUCAUGUUUUGAUAGGUUUUUUUAUAAUGUAGUUUUAGACUAAAAGUGGCUUUUAAUAUUUCAUUAGUUUUAUACAGAAUAGAAAUAAUUUUACAGAAAGUUAAAACCAGUUAGAUUUUGAUGCCAGUGUUUCAUUUUAUUUUGGUAUUUAUUAUUUUUUUGGUCUUUCAGAUGUGGCGCUUUGACUCCCAUUCAUAAUUUUUACAUCUGAAGAAUAAAUAUAAAUGAGAAUUGGU